AUGCCAAUCGUUUGCUUUGCCCGGGGACAACACACAGACGCUCCACUCACUCAGAGUCUCACGUCAUCACGCUGCGUAUUUCACAUCUCCAAACAACUUAAGCUCACAGAGCUAUCCACUCAGGGAAGAAGAAGCAUCAUAAGUGCUCACAAAAUGGUGGUUACUCCCUCCUCUGAGGCUACAUCGGAGUCUGACUCUUUAAACUAUCUUCCAGAUGAAGGGCCGUUUGCAGAAAAAUACUUACAUACUAUACUUCAAGCUCUUUGCAUCACCAUCCAGGUGGACUUUAAAAAAAUAAUAGCAGACUUUGACAAGGAUAUCACAGAGCAGGGGCACAGAACAAGUCAAUUUGAACAUAAACAGAUUAAUUUUCUACAGCAGACAAUGAAGUGGUAG
Molecule: messenger RNA, 396 nt
Organism: Pelobates cultripes (western spadefoot toad)
Lineage: Eukaryota; Metazoa; Chordata; Amphibia; Anura; Pelobatidae
Source: the annotation of a GenBank genome assembly